UAGAGGAGCAACAGAUCCUCGGAUGGAAAACAAUUCCACAUCUAGUAUAAAAACCGAGCUCUUGACAGUUAGAAAUUAAUAUUUCAAUGCACACGCGUUCGGAUGAUCACUGAUGGGCGUUCUCAUCUUGUAUGGAGAGAGAAAAAAGUUGCCAGGCUUAGUUUUUCUCCGCGUGGAUUUUGCCAGUGCAAAUUUGGGGUAAGAUUUGGCAAAAAAGGAAAAAGAUCGCCGCGGCUCAGGACCUGCCAGGUACACUGUAACAGGUGGUUUUUAUUCUUGGGCUACUCACUCUGCUUCUGACUGGACUAUUAUUUGGAUAAAUGAGCCACGCAGGCUACUACAAUGACUGGGGUGUGAAAUUCGGGAACACCUUGCAUAUUUUUUGAUAUUGCUCGAGUGGACAUCCGUUUUUAACCCGGGGAGAAAAGCCAAAAAGGUGUCUCUAAAUGAUAAGCUCGGUGUGUGUUUCGUCUUACCGAGGGCGCAAAUCGGGCAAUAAACCUCCGUCUAAAUCAUGUCUGAAGGAGGAGAUGGCCAGGGGGGAAGAAGACGCGGACAAAAUUGUCAUAAAUGUUGGUGGCACGCGACAUGAAACCUAUAAGAGCACCCUCAGGACCCUGCCGGGCACCCGCCUGGCGUGGCUGGCCGACCCGGACACCCAGGUCAGCUCGGACUCGGACUCUGCCCCCGCAGGUACCAAUGAAUUCUUCUUCGACAGGCACCCCGGCAUUUUCGCCUACGUGUUGAACUACUACCGGACCGGUAAGCUCCACUGCCCCGCUGAUGUCUGCGGGCCGCUUUUUGAGGAGGAGCUGGCGUUUUGGGGAAUAGACGAGACCGACGUGGAGCCGUGCUGCUGGAUGACCUACCGCCAGCACCGGGACGCAGAGGAGGCCCUGGACAUCUUUGAACCCCCGGACCCUGACGACACCGACGACGACAAAGAGAUACCGAAGCGGUUCGGCAUCGAGGACUGUCCCGACAGGUCGAGGGGCUGCUUCGAAGUUUGGCAGCCGAAGAUAUGGGCCCUGUUCGAGGACCCGUACUCGUCUAAAGCUGCGAGGGGAGUCGCACUUGCCUCUCUCUUCUUCAUCCUGGUGUCCAUCACCACCUUCUGCCUGGAGACCCAUGAAGCCUUUCAAGACUUGCAGAACCGGACAGAGCACGUUAUAGUGGGCAACAUCACGGUGGAGGUGGAGACAUGGGAGAUAGUGACCAAGCCUGUCCUCACCCUGGUGGAGGGAAUCUGUGUGAUCUGGUUCACCUUUGAAUUCUUGGUGCGUAUCAUCUGCUGCCCAGACAAGGUGGUCUUCAUCAAGAACAUGCUCAACAUCAUUGACUUUGUGGCCAUUCUGCCAUUCUACCUGGAAAUGGGCCUGAGUGGUAUGUCAUCCAAAGCUGCCAGCGAUGUGCUGGGCUUCCUCCGAGUGGUGCGAUUUGUUCGGAUCCUCCGGAUCUUCAAGCUGACGCGACACUUUGUCGGCCUGCGCGUGCUGGGCCACACGCUGAGGGCAAGUGUCAAUGAAUUCCUCCUGCUCAUCAUCUUCUUGGCACUGGGUGUCCUCAUCUUCGCCACCAUGAUAUACUACGCUGAGCGCAUCGGAGCCUUCCCCGACGACCCCACGGGAUCAAUGCACACACACUUCAAGAACAUCCCCAUUAGCUUCUGGUGGGCAGUGGUCACCAUGACGACGCUGGGCUACGGAGACAUGUACCCGCAGACGUGGCUGGGUAUGAUGGUGGGAGCACUGUGCGCACUGGCCGGGGUGCUGACGAUUGCCAUGCCGGUGCCUGUCAUCGUCAAUAACUUUGGGAUGUACUACUCCCUCGCUAUGGCCAAACAGAAGCUGCCAAAGAAGAAGAAGAAGCACAACCCCAACCCGGAUGCACCGACUGACUCGGCCUCAUUCGGGAAGUCAGACACUAACUCUCACAGAGACAGCACUCAGAGCGACACCUGUCCACUGGCUAUAGAUGAGAGUGUUGGCAGAAACCGUUCAGACUCCAAGCAGAACGGGGAUGCAAAUGUGGCCCUUUCAGAGGAGGAGGGCUGCAGCCUGACCCAGCCGCUGUCCCCCAGUGAGAAGUGGUCCCUGCGGUGUUCCCGAGCACGAGACAAGACUGAGAAAGAGGCUACCUGUUUCCUGCUAACCUCUAGUGACUUCUCUUCCCCUGUAGAGCACACCGUCCACACUGAAAGCUGUAAAGACAUCCUUGCUGCCACUGGAAACUAUGCUCAGCCGGAGGUCACCACGCUAACCUGAUGCUGAUUGGCUACGAAAAGGAAAAAAGGUCAUGUUCUCAUGCUGAAACAAGGACACAUGUCGGCCAGAGCUUUCACUCAUGGUCCUUUCCUUUCCCAAGUGAAUGAAAUGCAGACUGAAUUCUUUUGAAUCAGGACAAGAAUACCUUUUUUUUUUUUUUUUCAAUCACACAUUCAAAACCCUGUGGCAGAAAAUCAGAUGCAUAGUAGACAUUAUCCACUCUCAUCUGUAUGUUACAGCUCAUUUUGCAUGUAUUGCAUGAUCUAGCAUUGUAUGAUUUGCCUUGAAAAUGACUAAAAUUAAUGUGCUCAUCUUUUAGCCGACAUAUCUUAGCUUGUCUCGAUCUGAAGCGGUUCUGUUUUUAGUCACAGUUUCGAACCGAAGUGAUUCUGUUUUCAUCACACUGUUUUAAUCCAAAGUAAUUUUGUUUCAAUCACAUUGUUUUAAUUAAAUAUUUUUGAAUAUGAGAUACUGUUACCAUGCAUUUGUGAGCUAGGAGAUUUUUUAAUGUGUGAAAACAAGGUGUUUAGGUAUGGUUAGUUUGAGUUCUUUUUGGAACUCCAAAAAAUUAACUAACUAACUAACUUUGAUGUCAUUUUAAGUCCUGUCUUUUAUCCAUAAAUAUUGUAACAGUUGAUUAAAACACCCACAAUGUGUGAAUAUGGGAUUGUACAGAAGAAAAAAAAAAAAACGUUACUGUGAACUAGAAUUAGAUUAAAAACUUGAAAUAGUUGUUCCAAGCUGUGUCUCAACAAAAUGGAUCCAGAGUGCUUUGUUGAUCAGCCAGUCUCUGCCUUCUGUCACGCCACUGCUAUUUAAUAACAGACCACAGGGACAACAUAAAGAUAUUUGUCCAGUAAAAAGCAUGUUAUGAAUGACGCUCAGGCAACGGAGUCUGUAAAUCCUUGUACAAAAGAGAAAAGAAAACAAGUUGAACGGUAUUGUCUGUCUGUUACCUUCGCUGUAUACAACUGAUGCAUCAUUACUGGUUGACUCGGGACCAAAAUGUAGGCUGUAUUAGAUUACAUGGUAGAUUUUCAUCACCAUUACCAGUGAAAGCAUAGUAAAAAAAAAAAAAAAAUACAUACAUCAGUUCAAGUUGUGCC
Molecule: messenger RNA, 3370 nt
Organism: Myripristis murdjan (pinecone soldierfish)
Lineage: Eukaryota; Metazoa; Chordata; Actinopteri; Holocentriformes; Holocentridae
Gene: kcnc4
Product: potassium voltage-gated channel, Shaw-related subfamily, member 4
Exons: 5
Coding region: 447-2264 (605 amino acids)
Biological process (GO): protein homooligomerization; potassium ion transmembrane transport; action potential
Cellular component (GO): presynaptic membrane; axon terminus; dendrite membrane
Molecular function (GO): protein binding; delayed rectifier potassium channel activity
Source: RefSeq, a predicted model, not a curated record